AGCAAAACACCAAGAAAUUCAAAUCCCACAAAAAAUAUGAUUUCAAGAAAACACAGAACCCUCGAAGAGGCCACGAAGAUGGCGAUGGCGAUGCACACCCCAAUUUCUUCUGUCAAAUCAUCGCUCACAGUCGACAGCAGCAGCACUCCAUCAGAAAGCCGAGAUCUUUUCUAUUUCCCAGGCUGCAAGAAAGAUGCCAACUGCAAGUGCGAGAUCUGCAUCGCCAGCAUCAACGCGACUCUCGACUUGAUGCCACAGAGCUCGAACCGAAGCUCGUUCAGAAAAUCCUACGCCCCACGCACCUUCACUCCAAGAAGCCCCAUUUAUUUCAACUCUUUCUCGGCCAAUCUCUCCACACCUAAAUCAAGUGCUCGGACGAUGACACCUGUGGUGGCCUCUCCGCCUCCCAGUUCGAUUGAAACAAUCAGUCGGCACAAGGAGGAGAAGAGGAGAAAGGAUGAUUUGGGAUCUGGGGUGUUUUCCUUGAGAAUAUUAUGGUGUUUAAGUUUAAUCCUUGUUUUAGGGGCGGAGUACGGGGCUUCUUGGGUGGUCUCUGGGGUUGCGAGGGCUAGGUUAUCCCCGGAUUUCGUCAACAAUUUGGGACUGAAAUCCGGGGGUUUUGAAAAUUUGAGUGGUAGAUUUGUGUUCUUGAAGAAUGAGUUGGAAGGGUUGGUUGGUGGAGAUGUCUCAAGCUGUAGCUCUGUUGAUCAUUCCUUGUGGAGAAUCAAUCAGGAUGGAAGGCUGCUAACCUCGCGAUGUGUGCUCUACAAAUCGAUUAUCGAGGAAGUAAGCAUUUGGGGCUGGCCGCUGCAGACUGCUGGAUUGCUUUCAGCUGAGUAUUCAAAAAGAUCAUACACAGUCAUAACAGGAAGAGUUAGAGAGUGGUCAAAUGGGGGUGCUGAGUAUCUGGUUCGGGAAGCUGGUAACAGUUCAUGGACGCAGCAAAAAUGGAGUACCUCGGUGGUGCAGCUCGAGUCGAACACAUGGAUCCUCGAGUACAGAAGGAGCUUCAUUGGGCACAACCCAAAGUUGGUCUCAGCUGCAGUGGAGUUCUUGAGAUUCAAGCUCACAAGCCAGUUCAAGAAGAUGAAGAGAGAGUUUUGGUUGGCACCUGCAUUCGGCAGCCAAAAUUCUGCAUUCGGCAGCUCACGAGGGCGCAUUGCCCCUCCUACAUGAGAUAUUUAGUCAUCUCUUCUCAAUCCUCAUGAGAAGCUCUUCAUGUUUAGAAAUUUUAGUUUAUGGUGCUAUAUAAUGAUGUAGUAGUAAUAUGUAGACACAACAAAUUUUUUGCAAUAUUAAAGAAGUGACCAUAAUUAUUUUCA
Messenger RNA from Salvia hispanica, 1322 nucleotides. RefSeq lists its product as uncharacterized. Gene Ontology annotation, cellular component: endoplasmic reticulum. The record is from RefSeq and is a predicted model, not a curated record. Lineage: Eukaryota; Viridiplantae; Streptophyta; Magnoliopsida; Lamiales; Lamiaceae.